CCUUCCCCCUCGGGCAGUGAGUGGUGCAGCCCUGGCGGAAGUGAGGUGUCGAGCGCUGAGGCGCUUCCGGUGUGGGAGCGGCGAAGAAGAAGAAGAAGAAGGAGGAGGAGGGGGUGCGCGCAGUGACCGGGCUCGAUCCGAGCCGAGGCGGGGAGAUGCUCUGCACGGCGGUGGUGAUGGCGGGGAGCCUGGCGCUGACGACAGCCGUGGUGGCCCACGCCUAUUAUCUCAAGCACCAAUUCUACCCCACCGUUGUCUAUCUCACCAAAUCCAGCCCCAGCAUGGCCGUUCUCUACAUCCAGGCUUUCGUGUUGGUUUUUCUCCUGGGAAAAUUUAUGGGCAAAGUGUUUUUCGGACAGCUGCGGGCGGCGGAGAUGGAGCACCUACUGGAGCGCUCCUGGUAUGCCGUGACCGAGACCUGCUUGGCCUUCACCGUCUUCAGGGAUGACUUCAGCCCGCGCUUCGUCGCCCUUUUCACCCUCCUCCUCUUCCUCAAGUGCUUCCACUGGUUGGCCGAAGACCGGGUGGACUUUAUGGAACGGAGCCCCAACAUCUCUUGGCUCUUCCACUUCCGUAUUGUCUCCCUGAUGUUCCUUUUGGGAAUCCUGGACUUCCUCUUCGUUAACCACGCCUACCACAGCAUCCUGACGCGUGGAGCCUCGGUCCAGCUCGUCUUUGGCUUCGAGUACGCCAUCCUCAUGACCAUGGUGCUCACCAUCUUCAUCAAGUACGUUCUCCACUCCAUCGACCUGCAGAACGAGAACCCGUGGGACAGCAAAGCCGUCUACAUGCUCUACACGGAGCUCUUCACGGGGUUCAUCAAAGUUCUCCUCUACAUGGCCUUCAUGACCAUCAUGAUCAAAGUCCACACCUUCCCGCUCUUUGCCAUCCGCCCCAUGUACCUGGCGAUGAGGCAGUUCAAGAAAGCAGUGACAGAUGCCAUCAUGUCUCGCCGAGCCAUCCGGAACAUGAACACGCUCUACCCGGACGCCACGCCGGAAGAGCUGCAGGCCAUGGACAACGUCUGCAUCAUCUGCCGCGAGGAGAUGGUGACGGGCGCCAAGCGUUUGCCUUGCAACCACAUCUUCCACACCAGCUGCCUGCGAUCCUGGUUCCAACGCCAGCAGACGUGUCCCACUUGCCGGAUGGAUGUUCUCCGGGCUUCCCUCCCAGCACAGCCGCCUCCGGAGCCACCGGAACAAGGCCCAGCGCCACCCCAGACCCCACAAGUUCCUCAACCCCCCAACUUUCCCCAAGGAAUCCUUCCCCCCUUCCCACCGGGAAUGUUUCCCUUCUGGCCCCCGGUUGGUCCCUUCCCGCCGGUUCCUGGCGUUCAACCACCCAACAGUGCCGAAAACGCUACGCCGACCUCCGGCACUGCUUCGACCACCAGGCCUGGUGACUCCCCCAGCACCGGCUCGGAAGCUGCGGCAUCGGGGACGGCGCCAGGCCUUCCGUUGCCGCCCCCGUGGAUGGGAAUGCCGUGGCCACCCGUUUUCGGCUUCCCACCAAUGCCGGUGCCGCCAGCCGGCUUUGCCGGAUUGACGGAAGAAGAACUUCGAGCCAUGGAAGGCCACGAUCGGCAAAACCUUGAAGCGCGGUUGCAGUGUCUCCAGAACAUCCACACGCUCCUCGACGCCGCCAUGGUGCAAAUCAACCAAUAUCUGACGGUCUUGGCCACCAUCGGGUCACCCCGACCCGGCGCUUCCCGGCCACCAACCGCCUCCACCGAGGAUUCCACCCCACUCCGCUCCCCCGAAAGCCCUUCAGCAUCCGGAACCGACGGCUCCGCGGCCACCGCUGGUGCGUGAGGGUGGGAAAACACCCCGGGAAAGCCAUUUAGGUGCCAUUUUUGGGGUGGAAACAAGGAUUCUCCCCCUAAAAACCACUUCUGCAUUGUUUUAUGCCCUCUUAAUUAUUGCUAAUUAGCGAUGGCGAAUGACCGCAGGUAUUAAUUACCCACCAGCAUCGCCGGUGGCUGUGUUUUAGGGCCAAACUCGCUGUUGGCGAGCUCGCUUACCGGGAGAACUCUGCUCGCAGGUCUCCCUCGCGGUUCAAACUGGUUUUACUGGUUUCACCGCACACUGUACUGGUCCUUUUGCCACAGAUCCUCCGGUCGGAGCCGAAGACUUCACCGCUGAGGAAGAGGAAGAUGGCGCCGAAGGCUCAUCCUCCCAGGAUGAACCGGACACGGCCGAGCUUCGCCGCCGCCGCCUACAGAAACUGGCCUCGCCGUCGCACUGACGCCAACUGGAUCCCGGCAUUCCUGGCGUUCCCAACCCUCUUCUUCGGCGUUACCGCGCCCUCGGACACCACCAGCCGGUCGGCGCUUUGUUUUCUGCCGCUUUUUCCUCCUCCUUUUCCACCAAAACGGGGGAAAUCCACAUCCUAGCUCCGCCGUUUGGCGCUCCCGGCUGUUUCUUGACCUGUUUUUUUUCCCCAUUUUUGCCCUUUUUCACCCCAUUUCUCUACCGGAGGGGUUGGGGUGUGUUUCAGAGCCGGCGGUUUUGUGUAUUUUGGGAAAACCACACCCGUAUCCGGGUGGGAAUUACAGUCGGAAGGGGUUGAUCGCAGUGCUGGGAAUCAAACGAGCGCCGGCGCCGUGUGGAAUUCCUCAAAAUCGCCUGGUUUUAACCCAAAUUCCCGUCUGGUGUCACCGAUGGCCUCAACGGCUUUUCCAUGCUCUCACCUCCCCUCCUCAUUAGCAAAUGAGCUCGUUAACAGUAUUAACCCCUUCCCGCACCAGAAUAUUCCCCUUUGAAGCCCAUCCAUUGCCGCCUUUCCGGCAACUUCUUAACCCCGGAAUGCUCUGCGGCACAGCCGAACUGGUUGAUGCCGGUUUUGCUUUGCCGGCGGCACCGGAAGGUGGAUUUUUUUUGGUCUCUUUUGGUCUUUUUCCACCUUCAACGGCUGAAUUUUUGCCUCGUUUCCCUCACCCGAAGGCGAUUCGGCCUCAGCGCGGCACCGCUGGCGCCAUUGCCCGGAGAAAUCUGGCUCCGCUUCCUCUCGCGCUGCGUUUCGCCGGGGCCACCGCGGCUCUUCAGUGCCUCUUUGAUCGGAAAAGGGCUCAGCGGAGCCCAAAUCUCUCAGGGAAAACUAAAACCACGGUCGGAGACGGCGGUAACCCCAAGUUUUGGGGCAGAAAAUGGCUUUUUUUUGCCCCAAGUGGUGGCGGCGAGAGGACAGCGCGGGGCAAGGACCUCCGGCAGGUGAGUUUUUUUGGGGCAAGAAUGGUUCUUUUUAGUAACGAGGCUGAUUUUCUUCUUCUUCCCCUUCAGUUUUUGGCUCGGGUUGUCUAAAACUCGAGCGAAUUAACGAGGAAUGCCGCAAUAACGAAGCGGGGAGUUGAUUUCUUUUAACCUUUCUUAGUUUUAACAAGAAUGGAUUUUUCCAUUUGGUUCUGUUUGACGUUGGGUUUUGGGUUUUUUUUUUCUGGUGGAUUCCUCCAAAUUUCUAUUGUUUUGGGGUGAAAACCCACAGGAACGGUGACGCGAUAGCGCCUGAAUUGAGGCUGUUUCACCCCAAAGCCGCCCCGUUUUCACCCCAAAAUCGUUGUUCCCCUUUUUGGGCGGCGUCAGAUGAAUUAUUUAAUUUGUAAAUACUGUAUAAAUUUUUAAUAGCUUAAUUGUAAAUAAGUGGAAUAAAGGUUGCAGUAAAGCUGGCGCUCCUCCCGCGGCCAAGAUGGCGGUUGGCCGCUCUAGGCCGUCUACGCUGUCUCUAUGGUCGCUCAACGAGCCAUGGGUCCUCUAUGGCUUUUCAAGAGCCCAUUGAUGGCUCUGGUCUGACUUCCCAUCGCCGUCUCUAUGGUUCUUCAAGCACUUCCUGGCCGCUC
Cuculus canorus (common cuckoo) is the source of this 3832-nucleotide messenger RNA. RefSeq names its product synoviolin 1 (gene SYVN1). The coding region runs from base 156 to 1811 and encodes 551 amino acids. Gene Ontology annotation, cellular component: cytoplasm. The transcript is spliced from 15 exons. NCBI's taxonomy places the organism in Eukaryota, Metazoa, Chordata, Aves, Cuculiformes, Cuculidae. The record is from RefSeq and is a predicted model, not a curated record.